AGGCUGGUCGGCCGAUAUGAUACCGAUUAUGCUGGGUUUUAAUACCUUAGUCCGCGUUGGUUUAGUACUCAGCUAGCAGCUUUCUUUCACCACCCAGUUUGCUAGAGGUUUGCUUCCUCGUUCCCUUCCCUCUUUCCGGACACUCUUCCCUAGUAGCAUACAUCACUGAUAGCCAAGACAUACUCAACCGAGAUCGCCCAGCGCAGCCUCAAAUGAACUCGAACGACGACAGCGCAGCCAACCAAAGCACGGGGUCUUCAGAUCUAGGAAACACCAAUACUGAACCUAAGAAUGUCGUCAAAACCGACAUUAGUGAGGAUAUUGAUCCCGCCAACGAGGUUCAGGGCACCACGUUGAUCUUGAUCCACGUUGCCAUUUGUCUGUGCACCUUUCUCGUCGGCUUGGACUUCAACCUGAUUGCAACCGCCGUUCCUGUCAUCACGACCGAAUUCGACACGACGCGGGAUAUAGGCUGGUAUGGCGCCGCAUUCAUGGUUGCCAUGUCGUCCAGCCAGCCGCUUGCCGGAAAGGUGUACACACUGUGGUCCAAGAAGGUCACAUAUCUGCUUUACCUCGUCGUCUUUGAGGCUGGCAGUCUGAUGUGCGCCCUCUCUCGGUCCUCGCCCGCCCUGAUUGCCGGUCGUGCUGUUGCCGGGUUUGGUGCCUCGGGCCUCUUUGCCGGCGGCUUCACUAUCCUCACCACCAUCAUUCCGUUACACAAACGCGCCGUGUGGACGGGCACCAUGGGCGCCACCUUCUCCAUUGCUAGCAUCGUCGGCCCAAUCAUGGCCGGUGCCUUGACCCAGAAUGUCACUUGGCGGUGGUGCUUCUAUAUCAACUUACCCAUUGGAGGUGCAGCUGCGGCACUCUUCUUUCUCCUGGUCCAUCUCAGGCCCGCAGCAACUGAACAGAAGCCCAUUGCGGGCAAGAUUGCGAUGCUCGAUGCCCCCGGCUUCGUCCUGUUCGCAUCCUCCACUACGAUGCUUCUCCUGGCACUCCAGUGGGGCGGUAUUGAAUAUGCGUGGUCAUCAUCCGUCAUUAUUGGGCUGCUUGUCGGCUUCUGUGUGGUUAUGCUCCUGUUCGUCUUCUGGACUCUCUGGCGAAAGGAAAGCGCUUUGAUACCACCACGGCUGUUUACUAUGAACAGAAAUCCUGCACUGCUCUGUGCGGCCGCCUUCUUUGUGAACGGCCCCUUCCAGAUCGUCAUCUAUUGGCUCCCGGUAUGGUUCCAGGGGGUUCUUGGUGCAUCCCCGACGCAAAGCGGUAUUAAUUUCUUUCCAACCGUUGUCUCGGACGUGCUGGCCGCUUUCAUCGGCUCGGCUCUGGUUUCACAGCUGGGGUGGUGGAAUCCUUUCUUGCUGUUCGCUGAGGCCUGCGUCUGCCUCUGUGGCGGUCUGCUGAGUAUGAUAUAUCCUGACAUUCCUGGGGCUCACUGGGUGGGCUACCAGAUUCUCGGCGGUAUAGGGUAUUCUUUGGCGUCCAAUUUGUCGCAUCUUGCUAUGCAGUCGUCUCUCCCGCAGGACCUCGUGCCGCUUGGAUCAUCCACUUUGCUGUCCGUUAUUUCGACCAGCUGCGCCAUAUUCAUGGCAAUCGGCCAGGCAGUCUUCCAAAGACGGCUCCAGGUAAACCUAGAUAGCGUGAUCCCGGUUGAGUCGGUGAACACCAUCAUCAAUUCCGGAGUAACAAACGUGGCUUCUUUGGUAGAACCUUCCCAGUUGCCCGAAGUCAUCCGAAGAUACAGUCUAUCCGUUACGCAGACAUUCUACAUCCCGGCUAUCGCACCUGUUGUCUCCUUUCUCCUGCUGCUUGGGUGCAAAUGGAUCUCAACCAAAAGCAAGAUGGCUACGACCGCGGCUACGGUAAUUGACGGCAAAGUUAACUCUGAUGGUGAGAAGGGUCUGAGCAUGACGGAAAGAGAAUCUAAGUGAUCACGAUAGUCAGGAACGGGAACUUUAGGCACUUUACUGCACUAUGUCUCCGAAUUAGGCCGUGGGUACACAGCUUAGUGAUCUCCUGACCGCAAACUUUGGUUGACUCGUGUAGUGGCUGCUUUCCUGGACAUCUCGUUGUCGGGAUGCCGCGAAUCUUGCAGACCGCUUACGGGAGUAGGAGGACCGCAUGCGACUGCCUCUCUCGUGCUUGAACUUCGGAGGCAGCUGCUCUUACCGAACGAAUGAGGAUCAGGUUACGGGCCCGGGCUCGUCUCUGUCGGUGCAUGUCGGCAUGCUCCUUCCCUUGCUACUUGCCUUGAGAAUUUGGCAAGUCCAACCCAUACAUCUCAUAUCAGUAUAAACC
Molecule: messenger RNA, 2295 nt
Organism: Canariomyces notabilis
Lineage: Eukaryota; Fungi; Ascomycota; Sordariomycetes; Sordariales; Chaetomiaceae
Product: MFS general substrate transporter
Exons: 6
Coding region: 213-1928 (571 amino acids)
Biological process (GO): transmembrane transport
Cellular component (GO): plasma membrane
Molecular function (GO): transmembrane transporter activity
Source: RefSeq, a predicted model, not a curated record